AUCAUUAUUACAACAACAUAGAACUGUGUUGUAAGUUGUAAUAAAUCAUAGACAGACACAGAGGACCAAUAUGAAGAUUCGUAGCUCUAAGAAGAUCUCAGCAAAAUGGGUUCCUGUUUUCUCUGUAUUUUCCUUCCUUAUUGGAAUGCUCAUAACAACCAGGAUAUGGGAACCACCUGAAUCUAACGGGGUAUUUCUGUCAAAUCACCGACAUGAGCAAGAACUGCAAGUGGUGUCAGGGGAUUGUGCUCCUAAAAAGCCUGUGCAGGAUAAUGAUGUAAUGAAUAAAGUGUACAAAACCCAUGGAGCCAUUCAGGGUGUCAGAUCUCUAGACAAGCAAGUUUCCAUGCUUCAGAUGGAGCUGGCAGCAGCAAGGAGUACUCGAGAACACAAGAUUUCGGAUGGUUCAGCUAACACCUUGGCCUCGGGGGUCUCCACUGAAGGCCCUCCCAGGAAGAAGGUGUUUGUAGUGAUUGGCAUAAACACUGCUUUCAGUAGCAGGAAGCGGCGUGAUUCGGUUAGAGAGACUUGGAUGCCUCAAGGUGAACAGCUUCUUCAAUUAGAACGCGAGAAAGGAAUUGUCAUCAGAUUCAUGAUUGGUCACAGUGCUACUUCUAACAGCAUUCUAGAUCGAGCUAUUGAUUCAGAAGAAGCCCAGCACAAAGACUUCCUUCGCCUGGAACAUGUUGAAGGGUAUCAUGAAUUGUCUGCAAAGACAAAAAUAUUCUUUUCCACAGCAGUUGCAAAAUGGGAUGCGGAUUUCUAUGUCAAAGUGGAUGAUGAUGUCCAUGUCAAUUUAGGUGUACUUGCAACAACCCUUGCUCGUCACCGUUCAAAACCAAGGAUCUACAUUGGAUGUAUGAAAUCUGGACCUGUUCUUUCUCGAAGGGAUGUCAAGUAUCAUGAACCUGAGUUUUGGAAAUUUGGAGAAGAGGGGAACAAAUACUUCCGACAUGCAACUGGGCAGAUAUAUGCAAUCUCUAAGGAUCUGGCCACCUACAUUUCCAUCAACCAGCCAAUAUUGCACAAAUAUGCCAAUGAAGAUGUGUCACUUGGUGCAUGGUUCAUAGGUCUGGAAGUUGAGCAUAUAGAUGACCGCAGUAUGUGCUGUGGGACUCCUCCAGAUUGUGAGUGGAAGGCACAAGCAGGUAACAUAUGUGUUGCAUCCUUUGACUGGAGCUGCAGUGGAAUCUGCAAGUCAGUAGAGAAGAUCAAAUAUGUGCACUCAAAGUGUGGUGAAGGGGAUGGAGCUGUUUGGAGUGCCUUAGUUUAGGUUUGGUUGGUUCAACAGAAUGCCAACUAAUUCACACGUGUUGGCAUGCAUACCUCCCUGUCUUUGUUUUUGGGUGUGGGAGGAUAUGAUGAUAUAUUUUUGGUUCAACUAUAGUCUAUACUUGGUAUUAUGUAACAUAGGCCUCUUUUGUUACAUGUAUAUUUGUAUACUUUUGUUCCUUAGACCCUUUUGCACAAUGCCUUUGGAGGUAGUUGUGCUAGUGCAGGGUCAUUUUUCAGUGUAGCAUGCUGAAGAGCAAUGAAGUGAUAGUGUUGUUGAUUCGUUCAGUGAUAAUAUGAAUAAUAAAUUACAUAAAUCUCUCCAAAGGUUUAAAGAAA
Molecule: messenger RNA, 1611 nt
Organism: Glycine soja
Lineage: Eukaryota; Viridiplantae; Streptophyta; Magnoliopsida; Fabales; Fabaceae
Product: beta-1,3-galactosyltransferase 7-like
Exons: 11
Coding region: 71-1273 (400 amino acids)
Cellular component (GO): Golgi membrane
Molecular function (GO): beta-1,3-galactosyltransferase activity
Source: RefSeq, a predicted model, not a curated record